AUGAAGUCUGACGAUUCAUUCGAAGCCACCUAUGCGGUGAAGAUGCACUGCAAUGGAUGCACCAAUGAUAUCAAGAGUUGUUUGCAAGAGAUCCAUGGUAUUGAAGGAAUGCAAUUCGACCUUGGCCAACAGAUAAUGAGCGUCAAUGGGAAUGUUGCACCUUCAAGUAUCAUUUCUGCUCUACGGCGUUGCGGUAGAGAUGCCAUUAUUAGAGGUACGGGGAAACCCAAUUCAUCUGCGGUAUCAAUCCUCGAGAGUCAUGAAGGAAAAGAUCCACUCACAGUACGUGGACUUGUGCGUAUGGUUCAAGUAGCCGAGAAGAGAACUCUUUUUGACGUUACAAUCAAUGGCGUUGAGAAACCUGGGAAUUACUAUGCAAGUGUUCGUGAACAAGGUGACGUCUCUAAAGGUGCAACUUCAACGGGCUCCGCGUGGCACCAAUUCGAAGACCCUAUCGAAUGCAAUCAAAAGGGAGAACGUGGAUUAUUCAGCGGACAGGGUCUACUCAAAGCACCAGUCAAUGUUUGGGAAAUGAUCGGCCGUGGAUUCGUAAUCACCGGCGAACCUUCCCAUGAGCCCAAGAGCACUGAUAUGUGUGGUGUGAUAGCUCGUAGUGCCGGUACUUGGGAGAAUGCCAAGCAAGUAUGCGCCUGUAGUGGUAAGACCGUGUGGCAGGAACGCGAAGACGCAUUGCACAAAAAUAUUGAAAGAUCUAUGUAA
This is a messenger RNA of Torulaspora delbrueckii, 720 nucleotides long. It is a transcript of the gene CCS1, whose product is annotated as copper chaperone CCS1. The record is from RefSeq and is a predicted model, not a curated record. The coding region runs from base 1 to 720 and encodes 239 amino acids. The transcript has a single exon. Gene Ontology annotation, biological process: removal of superoxide radicals. Gene Ontology annotation, molecular function: superoxide dismutase copper chaperone activity; copper ion binding. Gene Ontology annotation, cellular component: cytoplasm. Lineage: Eukaryota; Fungi; Ascomycota; Saccharomycetes; Saccharomycetales; Saccharomycetaceae.